AUGCUCCUGGCGUAUGUAAGAACAGAAAUCAAUUUAAUACAUAUUAGGUCUUUCUUGAUGAUUAAAAGUAAGAGCUUAUUUGAUAUAUCAAGAGUCUAGAGAAACCAUUUGUUUUAAUUUUAGAAGGAUUAUUGACUUUGACAAUUUGUACUGAUAUUGCUUUGAAAGUUAUCACAGAAGGACUAGUAUUAUAAUUUAUUAUUUUAUAUUUUAACACUAAUCAAAGGUAUUCUUCACAUCAGCUUGGAAUAUUUUAGAUUUAAGUGCAUUUUUAUCAAUCAUAGCUUGUAUAAGAAUGCAAUAAGAAGUAUAUUAUGAUGAACUUUUUGGGAUUUCACUUAUUUCAAUGCGUUAUUUGUCACUUACUGUUCGUUUAGUAGUUUUGUUAAAAUAGUAUUAUUUAUAAUUAAAUAAAUAAGAUCUUAUGCAAUUUAAAUGAUGCAAUAACAAAGUGACAUAUUGAUUUAUAAAAAAUCUAGAAACCAAGAUCUAAGUAUCUUAGACAUAAGUUCUGAAAUUUUGAAUGAUUCAUAGUUCGUGGAAACAAUGAAACUUGUUAGUGAUUGA
This is a messenger RNA of Paramecium primaurelia, 567 nucleotides long. The record is from the annotation of a GenBank genome assembly. NCBI's taxonomy places the organism in Eukaryota, Ciliophora, Oligohymenophorea, Peniculida, Parameciidae.